Molecule: messenger RNA, 1176 nt
Organism: Protobothrops mucrosquamatus (brown spotted pit viper)
Lineage: Eukaryota; Metazoa; Chordata; Lepidosauria; Squamata; Viperidae
Product: glycine N-acyltransferase-like protein 3
Exons: 6
Coding region: 64-900 (278 amino acids)
Cellular component (GO): mitochondrion
Molecular function (GO): glycine N-acyltransferase activity
Source: RefSeq, a predicted model, not a curated record
GAGAGAAAUUGUGGAGCUGCCCUGACAAAAACCUGGCUUGCUGAAGCUUCAAUCCCCAAAACUAUGUUGGCCCUUUCCUGUCCUUACAAACUGCGCUUGUUGGAGGGAAUGCUGAGGAAGAGUCUCCCUCAGGCACUUGUGGUCCAUGGAGCAGUCAUGAACAUAAAUCGGGGGAAUCCAAUUGGUCACGAGGUGAUUGUGGAUUCCUGGCCAGAGUUCAAAGUUGUCCUCACCAGACCACGCAAAGAGAUUGCCACAGAUCCCUCAGACCAAUAUGCCAAUGUGUAUGCAGCAUUUUAUCAGGAUCUGGAUGCGUAUCGGAGGCUUGUAAAGGAUACAGAUGCUGUGAACUGGGCCCACACCUUCCAUCUCUUUGGGACUCAAGAAGGGAUGCCCGAAGCUACUCAGGAUGCAGCAGCUGCUAAACAAAAAGAGUUAUCUGUAGUUCCUCACUUCCUCUAUGAACUUUCUGAUCCAAAUAAAUGUCACACUGGUAGGCUUGAGCCCGGCUUCAGACUUUCCUCCUUGAAUAGUUCCAAUGUUGACCUACUGAAUGAAAACUGGGCCUAUGGCGGCAAUGAACAAAGCCGCAGGUAUCUGGCCAAAAUGAUACAGCAUUUCCCCAGUGCUGGCAUUCUGAACCAGGAGGGUCACCUUGUCAGCUGGGUGAUGAUGAAUCUUUUUGGCACACAAAUAAAUGGGUACACCCUCCCAUCAUUCCGUGGAAAGGGAUAUUUAGCUAUAACAGUUAAGGCUCUUUCUGUUCAGGCCUAUAAUGCUGGUUAUCCUAUAUAUGGCUUUGUUGUAUUAACAAAUAACAGUAUGCAGACUGCGAUGGAAAAGGGAGGAUAUCAGAAAUUAUCUGAGCUGAGCUACCUGUGCUCUCAUUACACCAGUUAGCAGAACAGAGUGAGGAGAGAGGCUAUUUUCCUUGGUUUAACCAGAUUUUUGUCACCUGCUCCCUGAACUCUGAGAGAUACUUACACACUAUUUGAUAACUAUUGGACACCUCCCAGAUCCCCAGGGAGGAUCAGGCUUAUGAAGAAUAUUUCUCUGAAAUUUCUUUGAUUGUCUUCAGCCAGUGUUAGUUUGGUGGCCAGGCCUAUUCUUUAAUGUCUCGUUCUUUGACUUAAGAUAAUAUUUAGGAUUUGAAUUCUAUCUCAUUCCCAAGUUCUC